GGUUUACCCAUCACUAAAAUACACAUUUGUCGAAAUUUUACGAUUAAUAAUAAUAUUUUCGGGAAAUGGAUAUUUGUGGUAAUGUUUUGGUCUCAAAAGAUGUCCUCAAAUUUGCAUUAAAAUGUUUAUACUGUGAAAAAGAUAUACAAGAAUGGGAAGCCUUUGUUAGUCAUAUUCAAAGCUUACAUUAUACAGGCUAUGAAGAACCUCUUAUUGAUCCAAUCGCGCAACUAGAUUUCAAAGAGAACAUCGCUUUCGAAUGGGUAAAGGAAGAAGAAGCAAAUCCCACUACAAGCGGACAAUGGGAAGAGAAUGUAAAUGGCUUAAAAAUGGAAAUACCAUCCGACGAAGAAUGUUUGAAGGAGGAGCCAACAGAAGACCCGGUUUCGGAUAAUGGCAAAGUAUCAGAAUACGACGAUAAAGAGGACAGCUCCGACUCAAAUUCUUCAAAUGAACAUACUAUAAGAAAUAAAAAGCCUCCCAAAAAGUUUAAGCCAUCUUUUUAUAGAAGCAACAAGAAUACCUCGGUGUUUAUUGAAAUAUUUGAAAAGGCUCCAUGUUUAUGGGAUCCUUAUGAUGAUGACUAUAAUAAUAGCACAGUGCGUUCUAAUAGUAAAAAUGAAAUAAUAAAGCAGAUGAGAAAAAGAUGCCAAGUUACAUUAACCAAUAAAAAACUGUGGGAAAGCCUUCGUGAAUUAUAUUCCCUUUAUAAGACAACGGCGUUAGCUGUAGAGAAAAAGUCAGAUUCAAAAUCGAAAAAACUUUCGGCAGUAGUUUUGGGUUAUUUUGAAAAGUGUUCUUUUCUUUCUGCUGCAAAGGACGACUUCUUGGACAUUCUUGAAGAUACGCCAAAUACAACUACGAAUUUAAGUUUUGCAUCACUGAAUACUACAACGAUUGCAUUUAUCGACACAUAUGCACGCUUUCCAGGGCUUUAUGAUACUAAACAUGCGGACUUCACGUAUGUGGUUUUACGUAAACAAAGGUAUAAAGAAAUGGCAGACAUUCUAAAACUCGAACACAAGGUAGAAUUUACCGAUGAAGAGAUUUACAAGGGUAUAGAUUACCUGCGCCAUUGGUAUUUUAAGCUGAAAAGCCGUUUAGCAAAGAAUUUGAAGUUGAAAGAUUUAUCGAGCGCAGCGCAAUUUUAUGUGGAAAAAUGUAGUUUUCUUCCAGAUAGAUCUCGCAGAGAAAAAAUUAGAUGUACAGAGUGCGAUAAAUGCUUCCAAACUAACGCUAUGAAACAGGUUCACCUUUUCAAGGAACACAAUAUUGGUGAUUUGCCCUACAAGUGUACGGACUGUAACAAAUCAUUUAGCUCAAAUGCAGCAUUAACAGGUCAUCAGCGACGUAAUCAUAUGGAGAAAGUGCAUAAAUGUGAAUUCUGUGAAAGGAAAUUUGCUGUAAUACCAGAUUUGAAACAUCACAUGGAGAUACAUACUGGCCACAAGCCCUUCGUAUGUGAAUUAUGUGGGAAAGCGUUUCGCACUCGAACAAAGUUAGGAUUCCAUUCGAAUGCAAUACAUUUAAAGCUACGAGCAUUCAAGUGUUCCAUGUGUCCUAAAGAUUUCCUGAAAAGUCGCGAUCUAAAGGACCACAUUAAGUCUCAUCUUAAUAUUCGGGAUAAGAUAUGUGAAACAUGUGGUAAGGGAUUUACAAACUCCCACGCACUACUGCGACACAGGCAAUUACAUGCAGAAGUUAAAAAGUAUGCCUGCAAAUUUUGUGAAAAAAGAUUUUAUCAAUUUGUAGGUAUGAAUUCGCAUAUGAAGCACAGGCACGGUUACUACCCUCAAAAGAAAUUUGAAAAGAAAACAGAAAGUACGAAGUUGGCUACAAAUAUUGAAAAGGAAACGGAAUGCACAGAAUUAUCUAAACCUGUUGAGCAGAAAAUAGAAAACACGUCGUCUACUUCAAAUAAUGACUAAGGUUUGCCUGUAUAUUUAUAAUUUAUUUAAAUCAUGAGCCUAGUUAUAAUUGUUUCAACAUAAUGAAUUUCAUAUACAUACCCAGUAAUUUGAUUCCAUUUUAAUAAAGAAAUAUACUUAGCACUACUUGA
Anastrepha ludens (Mexican fruit fly) is the source of this 2059-nucleotide messenger RNA. RefSeq names its product zinc finger protein 560-like. Gene Ontology annotation, biological process: regulation of transcription by RNA polymerase II. The record is from RefSeq and is a predicted model, not a curated record. Gene Ontology annotation, molecular function: DNA-binding transcription factor activity, RNA polymerase II-specific; RNA polymerase II transcription regulatory region sequence-specific DNA binding. The coding region runs from base 66 to 1928 and encodes 620 amino acids. The transcript is spliced from 4 exons. Gene Ontology annotation, cellular component: nucleus. NCBI's taxonomy places the organism in Eukaryota, Metazoa, Arthropoda, Insecta, Diptera, Tephritidae.